Messenger RNA from Lepus europaeus (European hare), 1161 nucleotides. RefSeq names its product deoxyribonuclease 2 beta (gene DNASE2B). Lineage: Eukaryota; Metazoa; Chordata; Mammalia; Lagomorpha; Leporidae. The transcript has 6 exons. Bases 76 to 1149 code for a protein of 357 amino acids. Gene Ontology annotation, molecular function: deoxyribonuclease II activity. Gene Ontology annotation, biological process: apoptotic DNA fragmentation. The record is from RefSeq and is a predicted model, not a curated record.
GAGAGACGUGCCCCUCAGACUCCACACCCUGCGGGCAACGUGUCCUACUGCGGCCUGGGACAGAGGUGACAGGAAAUGACAAUAAGACUUCCGAGAACAACCCUUGCUUUGCUCUCCCUUGGCCUCUUUGGGCUCCUGGAGGCAGCAACCAUCGCAUGCAGAAAUGAAGAGGGUGGCGCUGUGGACUGGUUUACCUUUUAUAAGUUACCUAAAAGGCAAGACAAGGAAGAUGGAGAGACGGGGUUAGAAUACCUGUACCUAGACUCUACCACUAGAAGCUGGAGGAGAAGUAAGCAACUAAUGAACAGCACCAAGAGUGUUCUGGGAAGAACACUGCAACAGCUAUAUGAAGCAGAUGCCUCUGAGAGUAACCGUACAGCCUAUCUAAUAUACAAUGAUGGAGUCCCUAAAUCUGCGAAUUACAGCAGAAAGUACGGACACACCAAAGGCUUACUGCUGUGGAACAGAGUCCAGGGAUUCUGGCUGAUUCAUUCUAUUCCUCGGUUUCCUCCGAUUCCUGAAGAAGGCUAUGCUUAUCCAUCCACGGGGAGACGCAAUGGACAAAGCGGCAUCUGCGUAACUUUUAAGUACCGCCAGUAUGAAGCCAUAGCUUCUCAGCUCCUGGUGUGCAAUCCAAAUAUCUAUAGCUGUUCCAUCCCAGCCAUCUUUCUCCAGGAGCUCAGCCACAUGGCCCGGCUCUGCACCACGGCCAGCUCCUCAGAGAGUCCCAUCCGCCGUGUCGCCACACUGCAGUCGGCCCAGGGACACAGUUUCCUCCAUUUUGCAAAGUCUGAUUCUUUCCUGGACGACAUUUUUGCAGCCUGGAUGGCUCAACAUUUGAAGACACACUUGCUAACAGAAACCUGGCAGCGAAAAAGGCAAGAGCUUCCUUCAAACUGCUCCCUUCCUUACCAUGUCUACAACAUCAGAGCAAUUAAGAUAUCUCGAAGAUCUUACUUCAGUUCUUACCAGGAUCAUUCCAAAUGGUGUGUUUCCCAAAAGAGCACCAAAAAUCACUGGACAUGUAUUGGAGACCUAAAUCGGAGCCCACACCAAGCUCUCCGAAGUGGAGGAUUCAUUUGUACCCAGAAUCAGCAUAUUUAUCAAGCAUUUCAAGGAUUAGUUUUAUAUCAUGAGAACUGUAAUUAAACUUGUUGAAAG